Pristis pectinata (smalltooth sawfish) is the source of this 628-nucleotide messenger RNA. Its product is annotated as dispanin subfamily A member 2b-like. The transcript is spliced from 2 exons. The coding region runs from base 66 to 389 and encodes 107 amino acids. Gene Ontology annotation, cellular component: plasma membrane. Lineage: Eukaryota; Metazoa; Chordata; Chondrichthyes; Rhinopristiformes; Pristidae. The record is from RefSeq and is a predicted model, not a curated record.
UCACAGUCCACUCUGAGCAGUAACUAUAGUGUCUGAGCUCUCACCGUGUCCCGCACCAGUGCAGCAUGGAGUACCGAGGUGACCAGAUGCCAAUGAGUCCUCGCACCGUCCAGGUGGCGUCCGGCGCGCUCCCGGUCCGCGACCACCUGCCUUGGUCCAUCUUCAACCUUCUCUACAUGAAUAUCUGCUGCUUGGGCUUCACCGCGAUGGUGUUCUCGGUCAAAUCCAGAGAUCGAAAAGUUGUUGGUGACAUAGAAGGAGCUCAGCAUUAUGGGUCUACAGCACGGUCACUCAACAUUGCAGCUACAUUGCUCAGCAUUAUUGUCUUCAUAAUCUUCAUUGGAUUGGUAGCUACUGGAACAAUUAGCGUGAUGAGAAGCCUGAAAUAGUCCCACACAUUGAAGGUGGGAAGAGAAGUGAUGGUCACAGCAGUUUAUUGGCCAUGGCAGGAGUGGUCUUAUGAUGGAGCUCUUUAAUUUCUUGAUGUAUUGUUCAGCUAUUGCUUUUUUUCUCUGUAAUCUCCAUGGAGGCCCAAUAUACUUAAUCACCUUGCAAUAUUACAGAUUUCUGUUCUAUAAAAUGGGGACAAGAUGUGGCUUGGAUGGUAUUAAUAAAGUCAUUGACAACA